Messenger RNA from Linum tenue, 630 nucleotides. Lineage: Eukaryota; Viridiplantae; Streptophyta; Magnoliopsida; Malpighiales; Linaceae. The record is from the annotation of a GenBank genome assembly.
AUGGUCGACAUUUCCUCUGCCCCUCUUCUAGCCCUUCUCCUUCUUCUACUCUCACAGACCCAAAUCCUACCGGCGACCAGCGACGGCGGCAACAAAACCGAUAUACUGUCACUCCUCCAACUCAAAUCCACACUCAUAGACCCACUUGGAGCUCUGAGCUCAUGGAACCAAACCCUCCAUUUCUGCCAAUGGCAGGGAGUAACCUGCAACAACGAAACCGAACAGAGGGUGACCCAAAUCGACCUCAAGCUAAACCAGCUCAGCGGCUCCAUCUCCCCACACAUCGGCAACUUGUCCUUCCUAACCCACAUCAUCCUCAACAACAACACCAUCUCCGGCGAAAUCCCGCCGGAAAUCGGCCGCCUCACCAGCCUCCAGCAGCUCGUGCUAGUCCAAAACUCAAUCUCCGGCACCAUCCCGCCGAACCUCUCCGCCUGCUCCAAUCUCACCAUGUUGCGAGUCGGCAACAACGGCUUGUCCGGCGAGAUCCCGACACAGCUCUGCAAUCUCAUGAACCUCCAGCUGCUCCAAGUGGCAAUUAGUGGCACUCGCCCUUUCCGUCAUCAUCACCGCAACAUUGUCGACGCCUCGCCGAUCAUCGUCAUUGCAGGAGAAAGACCACACAACUAG